GCACGGCCGAAUCCUACCGUUUGCUCCGGAAAAUCUUACCGGAUUGCCCCUCCAGCUUAUAUAUUUACUACCCAGACCUUCUCGAGAACCGAACCAUCCCUUAAUCCACCUUUCGAUACAUACUUUCCCCAAUCUGCACCAUGACUGUCCUCAAUUUGGUUCCGUUGCCGGCUGACGAGAUCUUCGCUCUGAACCGCGAAUACGCCAAUGACACCUUCCCCCAGAAGGUCAGCCUCGGAGUCGGUGUCUACCGCACUGACGAUGGCAAGCCCUGGCCUUUGCCCGCUGUGCGCAAGGCUGAGCAGCAAUUGCUCGCCGAGGACAACCUCUUCCGACAUGAAUACACUGCCAUUGAGGGCGACAUCCCCUUUCUCGAGCUGGCUCGAGACCUGAUGUUCGGUUUCGACGCCAAAAACCUCUGCGAGGAACAAAAGGCGCUGAAGGGCCGAAUUGGCUCCGUUCAGGCUGUGGCAGGCACUGGUGCCAACCACCUGGGCGCUCUGUUCCUGGCCCACAAGAUGAACCCCAAGACUGUCUGGCUGUCCGACCCCUCUUGGGCCAACCACGUCACCAUCUGGGACCUCGUGGGCGUCCCCCGCAAGACCUACCCCUACUACAAGGCCGAGACUCGCUCCUUCGACUUCGAGGGCAUGAUGUCCACCCUUGAGUCUGAUGCCCAGGAAGGUGAUGUGAUCCUUCUGCACGCCUGCGCACACAACCCAACUGGUUUGGACCCGAGCAAGGAGCAGUGGAAGGCCAUUGCCGAUCUUUGCGAGCGCAAGAAGAUCUUCCCCUUCUUCGACUCGGCAUACCAGGGCUUCGCUUCCGGAUCUGCGGACGAGGACGCCUGGGCGGUGCGCUACUUCCUCCACGAGAAGCCGCACAUGGAGAUGUGUGUCGCGCAGAGUUUCUCCAAGAACUUCGGUCUCUACGGCCAGCGUGUCGGCGCCUUCCACUACGUACUUGGUGAGGGGUCUCAAAACUUGCGCGAUCUCGUGGUCAACAACCUCUGCCACUUCAUCAGGGGCGAGUUCUCCAUGGGCCCUACCGGUGGCUGCUCGAUCGUCAAAAAGGUCCUGACCAACGACGCGCUGAGCACGCAAUGGCACGACGAUCUGAAGGUUAUGAGCUCGCGCAUCAAGGCCAUGCGGGCUGCUCUCUACGAUGAGCUCGUGAGACUUCAGACUCCUGGAACAUGGAAGCACAUCGUCGAGCAGAACGGUAUGUUUUCCUACACCGGCCUCACCACCACCCAGGUGCUGGCUCUGAAAGAGAAGUUCCACGUCUACCUCAUCAAAUCUGGCCGGGCCUCCAUCAGCGGCUGUAAGCUUACCCACCCUAGCAUUUCCUCUGCACAAUCUUACUAACACCCCAUCUCAGUGAGCCAGAAGAACGUCGCCUAUGUGGCGGAGGCCAUCGACUACGUCGUCCGCAACGUCAAAUAAACGCACAUGGCAAGGAAGCCCCCACACCUCGGAGCGAGAGAUUUAACUCCUCGCUACCACUCACCUAUUUCACCCGACAUAUAUACAACCAUUACACGCUUCAACGCACCACAUAAAACCCCCAUAUAGAAUCACGAGGAAACGUAUACGAGAUGAUGUACAGAUAGUUUGGGGCUAGCACUAGAUAUUCAAGAUAGACCUACUACUUAGAAUUGAUCGGC
This is a messenger RNA of Aspergillus sclerotioniger CBS 115572, 1666 nucleotides long. Its product is annotated as putative aspartate transaminase. The transcript is spliced from 2 exons. Gene Ontology annotation, cellular component: cytosol. The coding region runs from base 141 to 1367 and encodes 408 amino acids. The record is from RefSeq and is a predicted model, not a curated record. Gene Ontology annotation, molecular function: pyridoxal phosphate binding; L-aspartate:2-oxoglutarate transaminase activity. Gene Ontology annotation, biological process: L-aspartate biosynthetic process. Lineage: Eukaryota; Fungi; Ascomycota; Eurotiomycetes; Eurotiales; Aspergillaceae.